GUUCUGAAGAUCUGGACGAGGGAAGCUGUAUAGACGCGGAUAAAUUUAUAUAAAGUAUUGUGGACCGAAUGCCCUAAAGACCCAAGAUGUCCACUACAGCAACCAUGGGUGAGAUGGCAAACAGCGCAGUGGAGUUUUACCCCAAACGACGCGCAGGCAGUGCAGAGGCCAACCAUGCUGGUGACUUCGGGGUGACGUUGGAUGAGCUCCGGACCCUCAUGGAGCUGAGAGGACCAGAAGCCUUGCAGAAAAUUCAGGAGAGCUUUGGAGAUGUAGAAGGCCUAUGCCAUAGACUCAAGUCUUCCACCAGUGAUGGUUUGUCAGAUAACCCAGCAGAUCUGGAAAAGCGCAGACAGACAUUUGGACAAAACUUCAUACCACCGAAAAAGGCCAAGACCUUCCUUCAACUGGUAUGGGAGGCAUUACAAGACGUUACUCUCAUCAUUCUGGAGAUUGCAGCCAUCAUCUCUCUCGGUCUGUCCUUCUAUCAGCCACCCGGACACGAGGGAGAGGCCUGUGGAAAUGUGUCGGGAGGAAUCGAAGAAGAGGGGGAGGCGGAGGCCGGGUGGAUCGAAGGUGCGGCCAUCCUGCUGUCUGUCAUAUGUGUAGUGUUGGUGACCGCUUUCAACGACUGGAGUAAAGAGAAACAGUUUCGGGGGCUACAGAGCCGCAUCGAGCUGGAACAGCGGUUCGCCGUAGUGCGCAAUGGCAACGUCAUCCAGAUCCCCGUGGCUGAGAUGGUGGUUGGGGACAUGGCCCAAGUCAAAUAUGGGGACCUUCUACCUGCCGAUGGGGUCCUGAUUCAGGCAAAUGACCUGAAGAUAGACGAAAGCUCCUUGACCGGUGAAUCAGACCAUGUUCGAAAGUCAGCCGACAAGGACCCCAUGCUUCUCUCUGGUACCCAUGUGAUGGAGGGCUCAGGGAGGAUGCUGGUAACCGCGGUUGGAGUGAACUCUCAGAGUGGCAUCAUAUUCACUCUUCUGGGAGCUGGAGAAGGGGAGGAGGAAAAGAAAGAGAAGAAAGACGACAGUAGUUAUUCACCCACUACUCUGGCCAAACACAGCAGCAUCACCAAUGGCAAGCAGCCAGAGGCAGCUGUGGAGACCAAUCAGAAUAAAGCCAAAAAGCAGGAUGGAGCCGUUGCCAUGGAAAUGCAGCCUCUGAAGAGUGCGGAGGGUGGAGAAGUAGAAGAGAAAGAGAAGAAGAAAGCCAACGUGCCCAAGAAGGAGAAGUCUGUACUACAGGGCAAACUCACAAAACUGGCUGUACAGAUUGGCAAAGCAGGUCUUGUCAUGUCAGCCAUCACAGUCAUCAUCUUGGUCUUGUACUUUGUGAUUGAGACAUUUGUGGUGGAGGGGCGGACCUGGAUGACCGAGUGCACGCCCAUUUACGUGCAGUACUUUGUCAAAUUUUUUAUCAUCGGCGUGACUGUGCUGGUGGUAGCUGUGCCUGAGGGUCUUCCUCUCGCUGUUACCAUCUCACUGGCCUACUCAGUUAAGAAAAUGAUGAAGGACAACAACCUGGUGCGCCACUUGGAUGCCUGCGAGACAAUGGGCAAUGCCACGGCCAUCUGCUCCGACAAGACCGGCACCCUCACCACCAACCGUAUGACCGUAGUGCAGGCCUAUGUCAACGACCAGCACUUCCGUGAGAUCCCUGACCCCAGCCAGAUCAACCCCACCAUCCUUGAGCUGGUUGUCAACGCCAUAUCUAUCAAUUGCGCCUACACCUCCAAGAUCCUGCCACCAGAUGUUGAAGGUGGUCUGCCCAAGCAGGUUGGUAAUAAGACAGAGUGUGGUCUCCUGGGCUUCUUGCUGGACCUGAAGAGAGAUUACGUCCCUGUGAGAGAGCAGAUCCCAGAGGAGAAGCUCUAUAAAGUGUAUACGUUCAACUCUGUUCGCAAGUCCAUGAGCACCGUGGUGCAGAUGCCGGAUGGACGCUUUCGCCUCUACAGCAAAGGAGCAUCUGAGAUCCUUCUGAAAAAGUGUUCCUCCAUAAUUGGUACCAAUGGUGACGUGAGAAGCUUCAUGCCACGGGACCGAGAUGAGAUGGUGAAGAAAGUGAUCGAGCCCAUGGCUUGUGAAGGCCUGCGAACCAUCUGCAUCGGUUAUCGCGAUCUCCCCGGUGACCCCGAACCCGAAUGGGAUAAUGAAGCUGAAAUCGUCACCGAUCUGACCUGCAUCGCUGUUGUUGGGAUCGAGGACCCUGUUCGACCUGAGGUCCCCGAGGCCAUUCGGAAGUGUCAGAGGGCGGGCAUCACUGUGCGCAUGGUCACUGGUGACAAUAUCAACACAGCACGUGCUAUCGCUGCCAAGUGUGGCAUCAUUCAACCUGGAGAUGACUUUCUGUGCCUGGAGGGCAAAGACUUUAACCGAAGAAUCAGAAAUGAGAAAGGAGAGAUUGAGCAGGAGAGGAUUGAUAAGAUCUGGCCCAAGCUUAGAGUUCUGGCACGCUCCUCUCCCACUGACAAACACACUCUUGUAAAAGGCAUCAUCGACAGCACUGUACUGGAGCAGAGACAGGUGGUGGCCGUAACCGGUGAUGGGACCAAUGACGGACCGGCUCUCAAGAAGGCAGAUGUGGGCUUUGCGAUGGGUAUAGCAGGAACUGAUGUCGCUAAAGAAGCAUCUGACAUCAUCCUGACCGAUGAUAACUUCUCCAGCAUUGUGAAGGCUGUCAUGUGGGGGAGAAAUGUGUAUGACAGCAUCUCCAAGUUCCUGCAGUUUCAGCUUACUGUCAAUGUUGUGGCCGUCAUAGUAGCUUUCACUGGGGCCUGCAUUACACAGGACUCUCCGCUUAAAGCAGUACAGAUGUUAUGGGUCAAUCUGAUCAUGGAUACGUUUGCGUCUUUGGCUCUGGCCACUGAGCCGCCCACUGAAGCCCUGUUGCUUAGAAAACCCUACGGCCGCAACAACCCCCUCAUCUCCCUCACUAUGAUGAAAAACAUCCUGGGUCAUGGAGUCUAUCAGCUCAUCAUCAUCUUCACCCUACUGUUUGUCGGAGAGAAAAUCUUCAACAUCGACAGCGGCCGUAACGCCCCCCUACACUCACCCCCAUCUGAACACUACACCAUCAUCUUCAACAUCUUUGUCCUAAUGCAGCUUUUUAAUGAGAUCAACGCUCGGAAGAUCCACGGCGAAAGGAACGUGUUCGACGGCAUCUUCGGCAAUCCUAUCUUCUGCAGCAUUGUUCUGGGAACGUUUGGAGUGCAGAUUGUGAUUGUGCAGUUUGGGGGGAAGCCCUUCAGCUGUUCCCCUCUAAAUGUCGAGCAGUGGCUUUGGUGUCUCUUCGUGGGAGUCGGAGAACUGCUGUGGGGGCAGGUGAUCGCCACAGUGCCCACGAGUCACCUGAAGUGUCUAAAGGAGGCGGGCACCGGGCCGAGAACAGACGAGAUGACUGAAGAUGAGAUGGCCGAAGACGAGGAAGAAAUUGACCACGCUGAGAGAGAACUGCGCAGGGGCCAGAUCCUCUGGUUCAGAGGCCUUAACCGUAUCCAGACUCAGAUGCGGGUGGUGAAAGCGUUCCGUAGCUCCCUUUACGAUGGCAUUGAGAAACCCGCGUCCAGGAACUCCAUCCACAACUUUAUGGCGCACCCCGAGUUUCUCAUCAACGACAACAUUCACAACAUACCGCUGAUCGACGACACGGACAUUGACGACGAAUCCGAGUGGUCCAAGCACAACCACCACUUGCAUCCGGCCUUCCGAAAGCCCCCUCCUCCUCCGGUUCAGCAUCCGCAACGUUCCCACCCGCCGCCCCGCCCCUAUCGCCAGUACAGCCUCCCCGCCACUCCUAACCGCAACAACAACGCCAUCGAGAGUGGCAUCUACCACCCCAACCUCCCCACAGGCCCCAAUGGGCACAGGACAUCGCCCACUCGAGAGCCCUACCCUCUUCUUACUUUGGAGACAUCUCUAUGAGUGACUUUUCCAGAGAAAAUAACUUUGAUGACCUGCGAGUUUUGCGAGUUAGGCUGACGGGGGAGGCCCUGGUGGACGUGUUAUACUCACUGAGCAGAAAAAGACAGUGUCCAUCACAUUGUGUCACUCUCGCCACUCCCACCAACCACUUAAACACUCCUCAUGUAUCAACAACAACAGCUCCACAGGUAUCUAUCCUCUCACUGUGUGGAGAGGAGGCCAGUCUGCUGCGUGUCUGUGGUUCCUUUGGAUGGAUGGCUGGAAAUAGGUGAGGAAUCCAGACCUGGUGGACUUGAUAGUGGUUAUAUAGUGCUGGUGACUCCAAAUGCAAAGAAAUAUAAGUUCCCUACAGAUGGAGUAGGGGUCCAUUCACCUUACUUUCUAUCGGUGUUACCUAAAGUCAAUAUUAUUAUGAUAAUGUUUUGACUUCGUACUAUUUCCACCAUAAUCGUGAGCAGACUAUCAUUGCCACAUCACAGUACAACUUUUAUUACUGUGUUACUGAUGCUUUAUGGAUUAGCUUUAAAACAUUUUAUUUAUUUAUUGCCUGAUCAUGACAUCUUUGUUUAGUUUCACUAUCUCUCUCUCUCAUCUAUCUUAUCUCUCUCUCUCUCUCUUUGUCUGUGUGUGUUGUGUAUGUCCUAAAGCUUAAAAAAGCAGCAAAAAAGUACUAACAAAGCAAAGAUAUAAAUUUGAAGCUUGAAGCUUAGACUAAUUCAAUUAGAAUGCGUCUGCUGACAACAAAGACAAAACCAUCGCAGUACCGGUUUGAUUUCUGUAGUCCGAUCGUUGUUUUACAGCAAGAAAUAUUCUUGAGGUCUGAUGUUUAAGGCCAAUUUGUAGCUUUGUAUUUUUUCAUUGCUCGUGGGUACUGAUAUUUUAAACAUUUAGUGGAAACGUUCAUGUUUAAAAUAUGGAUUUGGGCAAUCCCAUUUCAACAACACAGGUUGCUAAGUUUGGCCGUUUUGUUGGAUUUCCAUCAUAGCAUUGGCAGUCAGCCAUUGUUAUUGCAUCUCACCUUGUUCAGAUUUGCUACAACUGCAAACUCAUGACUGGAAUGGGUUUGCCCAGACUCAACAUUUAAUGGUGUCUCUUUUCUUUCACAUGGAAGCCAUUCAAGUGCAAAUGACACCAACAAAUGCAUCAACCCUUUAAACAUUUUCAAGCGAUUACAUUUGCGCAGUUCAAACAUACCUGCUGGCCCUUUAAAUACAUUCACACAUGCAUUGCUUUUUUCCACUGUAUGUAUAGAAUAUUUAUCAGAUUGUGAUAAAUAUCUGUGAUGAACUCAAAUACCUGCAGACUGUGGUCAGAGGGCAUAAACCAGGGUAGGGACAUCCAUCUUAUACUGCCACACCAUAGUUAAAUGAAUUGAAUAUCAAAGAUAGGAACGAUGGACAAUCUUUGAGGGUGUCAGUAAUUUUGCACAAUAUCAGGAUUUUCCGCUCUGGGCAAACACCAAAUUGGUGACACGUUCAGAACCUCGUGUUGAUAGACACACUGUCUGACUAUUGGUCUCAUUUGCAGAACGUGUUGGCACACAACAAUAAUCCCUACGUGCAUGAAUCUCCAUGACAGUAUGUUUGGUUCGAUUACAUUCCAUCGACAUUCCACCGAUCAGGGGUUACCUCCUUCUACACCCCAUAGCCAUCUUCUGGACUGGUACAGUUAUGAUCGUAUAAUCGUAUAAUAAACAUUCCCCAAUCAUUUGGGGAAUGUGACCGGCACUUAUGCAACAGACUGCCCUGUCCACAGCUGUGAAUACGCUUCACGACAUGUAUAUAGGAAUCGCAAAAAAAAGAGAAAACCUUUAUCUGUAUAGAAUUACUUUUCUAGAUUGUCCAGUUUCGAGAAACUGGCAUAUAUUGGAAGCAGACAAUGCAAGCAUGAGCGUCAUUAGAUCAUGUCAUUGCAUUGGUCAGUUGUGUCUGUGCAGAGCAUGUUUAUAUCAUAGCACUCCGCACCGUCAUUGUUUGACUUCACUUUUGUCUGUUGAUGCUUAUCUGUGGCUCAAGCAGUUGGUGGACAUGUGUUUCUCUGCCCAGCUCAUCUGUGCUGUCAUUACGUGGUAUUGUCCAUGAUGUGCUCCUCCUGUUACCCAGCCCGGUUUUCCAUACAACACGUGGCGAGGAACUUGGAGGCGGAGCAGUGUUCCACUGCCAAUCUGACUACUUGUUGAAUGCCGGUAGACGCGCUGCUUAAAAUGGGUCGACCCAAUUUUGUUGCGUAGAGUUUGGAUCUUUAAAUGUGUGCUUCUCUGGUACACAGUAUGCAAACGUUUGUAAGUCAAAUGAAUGAGAUAUUUUAUACUACAGCGGGUGAACAGUACCUAUAAUCUACGGCAAGUGUGCAAUCGGUGGAUGCUUUUCUAUCCCAUAAGCCCACUGGAACUGAGGAGCCAUCAAACUGGAAAACUGUGAGCCAGACUUUUUGAAUGUCAUAGCAGAAAGUUGUUUCUCAUGGUUAGAUUGUUCUUGUUUGAAAACACCUGAGUAAACAGUUUUCCUGUUGGUUGUUAAUACAUCAUAAGUUAAAUUACAGACUCGUCAAGGACAAUGGCAACAUAGUGGUUGUAGCAUGUCCAGGAAUGUAUUCAUACACCUGUCUACUCUAAAUCAAUUUGUCUGUCUACCCAUUUUAAGCAGGACGAUGAAAACUGUCACUAACCUGUGUUAUGUAUGAGUGUGUCCGGCCUUUUGAUUGGUUCUCAGGCUCGGGCAGUUCCAGUGGAGUCUCUUAAGACGAGAGCGCUGGCAGGUCUAAGAGGCUGAACCCGUUUAAAGGCACAGACGCAGUCAACAGGCCAAAGUUGUGGUCACAGAGGACUAGAUAAAUCACUUAACCUGCUAAACCAUAAUAAACAUUUCCUAACCUUAUCCUCAGCAAAGCUUAACUACCAAAAUAGGCCUCAAGUUAUGCUCGUAUCUGAAUAGUUUUAAGACUAAACUAUAUCUAAGUCGUAUACCCCUAUCAUUCAACUCUCCAGACAGUGAUGAUAUAUAUUACAGUGGCAUAUGUAUGGUAUUCCUCCUUUCCACCACAACAGUACGCCACUCCAUCAAGACUCAAAAUCCUGAUAGAGUGACAAGAACAUAUAUAUGCAUAUAUAUAUAUAUAUACAUAUACAUAUAUAUAUAUAUACACAACUGAAAAAAUGAUAAUUCAAAAUUCCAUUGUCUGCCUUCAUUUUGUUCCAUUCUGUUGUAGAAAAAUCACGCAAGGUAAGGUGAAAAAAAUGUAAUGUGAAAAAGAGUAAAUAAUAUAUUUAAUAUAAAAGUUAUAAAUUAUUGUACAACUUCACCAUCACUGUACAUUUUUUGCCAAAAUGUGCACACGUGCAUCUUUUGUUUACGAUUGAAGCACAUUUUUUGUUUUACUCUUUAUUGUCUCUUCCUAUCCUUUUGCUUUUUUGUAAAGAAUUAAAAUUGAACAGCUUGUACAUUAUUAUUAUUACUAUGAUUAUUAUGACUAUUAUGAUUAUUAUUAUUGUCUUUUUCCAGCAGUGCUCUUUUAACUGAUGGAAAAAACAACUGCACAUUCUCCUGAACAUACACUUACUGCUUUACAAUGGAAAAAAGAGAAAAAAGAGAAAAAAAUAAACUAUUAAAUAUAUUAAUAAUUACCUGCCUGUUACUUAAGAGAAAAAAGCAUCUAUCUAUGAUGAAAGAACACUGCUGUAUACUGUAGACUAAACUGUAUGGAAAUCUAAGAAUUUAAUGGGAAAAUAAGUCAACACUUUUUGUCUGUAUAAAAAAAUCAAAUCAAAGUAUUCUACA
Molecule: messenger RNA, 7696 nt
Organism: Triplophysa rosa
Lineage: Eukaryota; Metazoa; Chordata; Actinopteri; Cypriniformes; Nemacheilidae
Gene: atp2b3b
Product: ATPase plasma membrane Ca2+ transporting 3b
Exons: 21
Coding region: 87-3920 (1277 amino acids)
Biological process (GO): calcium ion transmembrane transport; regulation of cytosolic calcium ion concentration
Cellular component (GO): intracellular membrane-bounded organelle; membrane
Molecular function (GO): ATP binding; PDZ domain binding; ATP hydrolysis activity
Source: RefSeq, a predicted model, not a curated record